This is a messenger RNA of Betta splendens (Siamese fighting fish), 728 nucleotides long. It is a transcript of the gene npy, whose product is annotated as neuropeptide Y. The transcript is spliced from 4 exons. Gene Ontology annotation, cellular component: extracellular region. Gene Ontology annotation, biological process: neuropeptide signaling pathway; feeding behavior. Lineage: Eukaryota; Metazoa; Chordata; Actinopteri; Anabantiformes; Osphronemidae. Gene Ontology annotation, molecular function: neuropeptide hormone activity; neuropeptide Y receptor binding. Bases 154 to 453 code for a protein of 99 amino acids. The record is from RefSeq and is a predicted model, not a curated record.
GCAGUGACGUUCACAUGAAGAAAGAGAUAUUUGACGCGUACUCCCGCGGCGCGUCUGGCGCACUAUAAAACCCGGCGCGCACCGAGCGCACCGAAGAGCAGACGAGACGCCACGAGACAGCGCGCAAUUCUCCCCGUUGACCCUCUGGGAAAUAUGCAUCCUAACUUGGUGAGCUGCUUGGGGACCCUGGGGUUCCUUCUGUGGGCGCUGCUGUGCCUGGGCGCCCUGACGGAGGGAUACCCGGUGAAACCGGAGAACCCCGGAGAGGACGCCCCAGCGGAGGAACUGGCCAAGUACUACUCAGCCCUGAGACACUACAUCAACCUCAUUACAAGGCAGAGGUACGGGAAGAGGUCCAGUCCUGAGAUCCUGGACACGCUGGUCUCAGAGCUGCUGCUGAAGGGAAGCACAGACGCACUUCCACAGUCAAGAUAUGACCCAUCGUUGUGGUGAUGAUGUCAUCGGUGUUGGCUGGACCUCACUGCCGCCCCAUCACUGCUGAUAUUCUGACCUCUACACAUCUGUCCCACCACCACCACCCUGCCUCUGUCCCUUUCACCUCUAUCGCCCGCCGUCUACAUUCAGCCCCUCGUCGUCACCCAACCUGCUGCUUAGAGUAUAUGUCAUAAAACUGUAAAUAGUUUAUUCAUGUGUGAAACACUGAAGUGGGGAGGGGCAUGUUGAUUGUAUUGUAAAAUUGUGAAAUAAAGACUCAUUGUUUGAAGAAA